AUGCUGCUGCGUCGCCUCGGGGACCUUGCCGUGGCCUCCCGCAGCGCAGCCCCGGACUUGUCGCGGGCGCUGUGCGGCAACGGCGCGGCGGCCGAGAUGAUACCGUUGACGUCGAUCCGGGUGCUGCGCAGCGUCGAGGCAAUGCGCCGGUGGCGCAAGCCGCACACGAUCAACCACCGCAGCGUCGGCUUCGUCCCCACCAUGGGCGCGCUGCACCGCGGCCACCUUGCGCUCGUGCGGGCCGCGGCGCGCGACUGCCACCACGUCGUCGUCAGCGUCUUUGUCAACCCAGCCCAGUUUGGCGUGCGCGAGGACCUGGCUUCGUACCCGGUCACCUGGGAGGCCGAUGCCGCGGAGCUCGCCCGCCUGGACCGCGACAUCGCCGGUGACGGGGCCAACCUCGCCGGCGGCGUGUCGGCCGUCUUUGCGCCCGCGACGGCCGACAUGUAUCCGUCGGGCUUCCCUGGCCAGGCCGUUGACAGCAAGGGCAGCUUCGUCAGCAUCACCCCCGUGGGCGAGCUUCUCGAGGGCGCCAGCCGGCCCACCUUCUUCCGCGGCGUCGCCACCGUGUGCAUGAAGCUCUUCAACAUAGUCCAGCCCGACCGCGUCUACUUUGGUCAAAAGGACGUCCAGCAGACCGUCGUCAUCCGCCGCAUGGUCCGCGACCUCAUGCUGCCCACCUCGGUCGUCGUCUGCCCCACCGAGCGCGAGCCCGACGGCCUGGCCCUGAGCUCGCGCAACGUCUACCUCGGCACCCGCCGCCGCCGCGUCGCCGUCGUCCUGAACCACGCCCUGCGUGCCGCCGAGGCUGUCUACCGCGCCGGGAAGCUUGAUCGCGCUUCCUUGCUUGGCGCUGCGCGCGGUGUCUGCGCUGAUGUGCUCAAGGCGCAGAUGGCGCUCCCGCCGGACCAGGGGGCCGUUUUUGAGAUCGACUACAUUUCCUUGGCUGAUCCGGACUCUCUUGAAGAGCUGGACGCAGUGGACCCUUCACGGGGGGCCGUCGUAAGCGGGGCCAUUAGGAUGCUGCCGCUGGAACAAACCCGAGAGGGCGAGGAUGUCGGUCACGCCGGGGGGCCACUUGUCAGACUGAUUGACAAUACGAUUCUUCCACCAAAAGCCACGUAG
Hirsutella rhossiliensis is the source of this 1125-nucleotide messenger RNA. RefSeq names its product pantoate-beta-alanine ligase domain-containing protein. The record is from RefSeq and is a predicted model, not a curated record. The coding region runs from base 1 to 1125 and encodes 374 amino acids. Gene Ontology annotation, molecular function: pantoate-beta-alanine ligase activity. Lineage: Eukaryota; Fungi; Ascomycota; Sordariomycetes; Hypocreales; Ophiocordycipitaceae. The transcript has a single exon. Gene Ontology annotation, biological process: pantothenate biosynthetic process.